CGUAGCUAGCAGACCGAGAAAAUAACUUCUACUGAAAGCAACUGCCCCAAUAUAGCUAGCUAGGUUAACCGCAUUAGCUGGAUGUUAGAGGCUUAUGUACAAACUUAACAGCUAGCUGAGAGCUGUAACAGUUUGGAAAUAGUAGUAGAAAAUUAGUUAGAUUAUUUCUAGAAAAUAACCUUGCUUUGUUAUUUAGGUUAGCUAGUUAGUUAGCUAAAAUUUUGCAUUUGUCACGCUAAGUGUGAAUCAUGGAAUCUGAAGCCACACGUGUCGGAACAGCUGAACAUGAAAUUAUUAAAGAGAAUGAAGAUAAGUGCAUAACUGAAAAAAAGAUGGAAGGGGAAGAAUCACGUAAAGCUGGGAGACCUAGCUCUCGCAUACCUACUUUUCAAAGUUCACUGGCUCGCAAACGAACCAUUAGCCAAAUUGCAGAGUCAUCGCUGCCAGCAAAGCCUGAGGGAUCCAGUGAGGAAGGCCAAAUGAAAGAGGGAGGAAUUGGCUCUGGAGAACCUUUGAGAACAAAAUUACCCAUACUUGGCGACAAAGAUAAGACUUUGCCUAUUCUGUCAACUUAUAUACACUCAAAUAGCACUGAUGAUCUCUCUCUUGCUAAUUUCCCAGACCUCAUCUCUGGGAAUUUAGAAGAAACAUCACUUUCACGCAAACAAAAUAUGUUACUGGAACCAAAAACAUAUGCAACCAGGGACUCUGAAAGGCUUGAAGAACCCUUUCAACAGCCUAGUCUGAGAGCAGAGUCCUAUAUGGGUUCACUCUCAGAAUGUCCACUGGAAUAUCAAAGUGUAAGCAAAAAGCCGGUCACCAAAGAUGAACAUGAAUCAGAAGCAGCUCUUCAGGAUGAAGUUACAGCAGAUCCCAGCUUAAUGAUUUCUCCUGAAGAGUCUCCUCCUGCACUUAGUGUCAAGAUGGAACCCACAGAAGUACAAGGACCUUGUGAAAAUAAACAAGGUCUUGGAGAAGACUUGGGAAUGAGAAGUGUGAAAGAAACACCCUCUUUUUUCCAUUUUGUAGAAGAGUCAGUCAUGGAGGAUAUCGGCAAGCAGUGUUCUGCCAUGAAGACAAAUGAAAGGAGUUCUCAUAAAGUGUCCCAUAAAAUAUCUCUAAAAGAGAGAGAUCCAGAUGUCUCUGCUUGGAGUAAGGCAGGUGAUUCUACACAGGUAGAACACAGUAAAAGCACAUCAUGGCCCAUAAAAAAGAGCUUUGCACUCUACUGUCUCUUCCCAUCAAUUCUGCUGCUUCUCGGUGGAUUUGGUCAACACAUUUGGCUCUAUGGGGUUCCUAAAUCUGUCUCUCACUUAAUGAUGCAACUGGAACUGCACUGGCUUGAAGGGUUAUGGUUGUCCCAAGAGGGAUGCAGCAAAGACUGUAGACUCACCCUUGUUGAGAGUGUUCCGAAAGGAAUGCUCUUUCCUCCUGGCUCUCCACACCUACAGAGCAUAUCAGAUACCUGGACCAAUCUUCUGAAUCGAGCUAACAGCUCCGUUAGCAUUGCUGCUUUCUACCUCACACUCAGAGACUUCGACGUUGACUUGACUGAGCCCAGUGCUAUGCAGGGCAAAGAAUUGUUUAGUCAACUUAAGCGACUUGAAUCUAGAGGAGUGAAUUUAAAGAUUGCAGUUAAUGCCCCUCAGACCUACAGAACAGACACGGAUGAGUUAUCAGAAGCAGGAGCAGAGGUCAGAGAGGUCAAUCUUCAAACCAUCACUGGAGGUAUUGUCCACACUAAGCUCUGGGUUGUGGAUAGGAAACAUAUAUAUGUCGGGAGUGCAAACAUGGACUGGCGCUCUCUGACCCAGGUGAAGGAAGUUGGGGUUUCUGUGGAGGACUGCAACUGUUUGGCACAGGAUGCGGCACGGAUAUUUGGAGUCUAUUGGGAAAUUGGUGCUCUGAAAAAUGGUUCCCUACCUCCUUUCUGGCCUGGCCGAUUUUCUGCCCUCUCCAGCACUAAGUACCCAUUAGCUGUUAAAUUCAACGGUGUCCCUGCACGUGUCUAUCUGUCUAGCUCUCCACCUCAGUUAUCCACUUAUGGCCGAUCAGAUGAUCUCUCAGCUAUCCUCUCUGUAAUUGCUGAUGCAAAGGAAUUCAUCUACGUGUCUGUUAUGGACUACAUUCCCAUGACUCAGUUUACCCAUCCAAUACGGUUCUGGCCUGCCAUUGACUCAGCUCUCCGGGAGGCUGCAUGUGCUCAAGGAGUGGAGGUGAAUCUGCUGGUCAGCUGCUGGAGCCACUCUCCUGGAGCCAUGUUCAUAUUCUUGCAGUCUUUGUCAGUACUCAGCAAGAAGCCACUCCGAUGCAAUAUCCAUGUUAAGGUUUUUGAGGUACCUUCCACGCAAGAGCAACUUCAGAUCCCUUUUGCCCGUGUCAGCCAUGCCAAAUACAUGGUCACAGAUGGAGUUGUCUACAUUGGAACUUCCAAUUGGUCAGAAAAUUAUUUCAGCCAGACUGCUGGAGUUGGGCUUGUUAUCAAUCAAACCGGCUCUAAGGUGGAAAAGGGCCAACAAACUGUGCACCAUCAGCUGCAGGAAAUUUUCCAGAGGGACUGGAAUUCUGCCUUUUCCCAGACUCUCACUGAUGAGCAUGCAGAAUAUUGCAGUGGGAAGAAAAAACAUGACUUAUUGUAAAGUUCUUACAAUAUGAUAUAGUAUAAUAGACUUAGAACUCCAUGCAUUAUUUGCAUUUUAUUAGUUGACUUGCUUUAAUGUGGGAUAUAUCCAAACAAGCCUGUAUUCUGGACAAUAUUAAGGCUUGCCAGGAACUGCUUAAUUGUAUAUAUUUUUCUAAGUUUGCUGUACAUUUUGUUUUCUUCUAGUUGACAUUUUUGUAUAUAUUGUGUGUUUUCUAAAAUGCCAAACAAAUUUUCAGCAGGACUUAAUCUUGGGGGGGGGGGGGAGCUCUAUUCCAUCAGUACUUUGGCUUAAAAUAUACAAGCAUAAUUAUUCAUAUCACAAUGCUGCAAAUGUUGCUCAGAACAUUUCAACACUGUAAAGCUGAACUUGAGUGUCAAAUAAAAGUACGU
Electrophorus electricus (electric eel) is the source of this 3034-nucleotide messenger RNA. It is a transcript of the gene pld7, whose product is annotated as phospholipase D family, member 7. Lineage: Eukaryota; Metazoa; Chordata; Actinopteri; Gymnotiformes; Gymnotidae. The record is from RefSeq and is a predicted model, not a curated record. Gene Ontology annotation, molecular function: catalytic activity.